Messenger RNA from Rhinocladiella mackenziei CBS 650.93, 7287 nucleotides. RefSeq lists its product as uncharacterized. The transcript has 2 exons. The coding region runs from base 1 to 7287 and encodes 2428 amino acids. The record is from RefSeq and is a predicted model, not a curated record. Lineage: Eukaryota; Fungi; Ascomycota; Eurotiomycetes; Chaetothyriales; Herpotrichiellaceae.
AUGGCGGCGCCUGGUCCUUGGUCUAACCUCAAGACAAACGUCAACAGAAAGGUGACAAGAAAAUGGAAAGAUGCUAAAAACGUCAGCUAUGAUGGGGGCGAUUGGGGAGAUGACGAUGAAUACGACGAGCCAGUACCGGUGUCGGCAGGCAAUGCGAGACAUCCUGGCUGGGGGCCUCAAUCCAACGUGUAUCCUUCGAAUCCAAGUGUGACCGAUCCGUCUCCCUCUCGCAGCGGUGGCAGACCUUCUUUUGAUCGCGGUGACGAAAGAAGACAUUUCUCGCCGUCUCCUGGCUUCGAUUCAGCAUACCCAACGACCCAACCAUCGCCCUUUCCUGAACCUCAGCAUGACUACGAUCCCCCUGCCUCAAGUUAUCGAGAACAACCAUCGCUCCGUGUGAAUACACAACCCCAGGGUCCGACGCCACCGGGCGCGUUCCGACCAGGUUCAAGAGGUAGACAAUAUCCGCCUUCUAGUGAUGUGCCUUUCUCUGCGCCGGGCUCAUUUCCUCAGCAGAGAAGGUCCGGUUCAAGCAACCGACCAACACAAGGGGACAUGUAUCAGCGACACGAGAGUCCGAUGAGACCAGAUAGUCGAGGAUCAAAUGCAUCAGCCAGACAAUUUCCUCCGCGUAAACAAAGUCUAAGUCAACCGCUUCCGCCGGCAGAUUUCUCGCGAGGCCAUGAGCCAAUCGCUCCUCCACAAGCACCAGUUGCUAGCGAAAGCAGUGAAGACCGGCCCAUACCAGCAUUCAUUCGGCCAUCAGACAUCUACAAGCGUAUGGAUGAGGAAAUGGAAAAAGUCCGCAAAUCACAAGAGUCGUCUCGGCCGAGCAUUGAUUCUGGCACAUCUCGAGCUAGGGAGAGCUCCGUUGGUGCUCGUUCCACGUCUUCCGAUCCAAAAGACGUCACAAAUUCGAUUCCACAGCCUUCUGAGGACUCGGAUUCGACGCGGCGCCUGAAACCAACUCUAGAUACCGUCCCGGAACGGAAAAGUGAGUACGGCCUUGAAAAUAUGCUCCAGACCUCUGGUGGUACCCAGCCAGCGGAGGACAAUCUGGCGGCUGACGGUCCCGCCGGUGUCUCAAGGCAUCCGACAACAGCUUCGUCAGUGUAUACCGAUCGUCCAGACCCGGUGUCUGCUUCGACAGUCUCGCGCAAUGCAUCACUGAAUGAAAGUAUUCCUGAGGGGGGAUCACUACCCUCUGUUCGGCCCGGUUUGGAGUUACCGAGAAUGUCAGGAUUUGGCAUCGAUUUGGGGGGAACGGGUGAACUUAUGUCUGAAAAUGUGCCCGACGAGACCGAGUCGCUUCCUCGACGACCGACUCGACCUCCCAAAGCCGACUCGGCGAAUGAUGAACGACGUGAAGAGCCUAUUCUCCCGAGCUUACAGCAUCAGCCUUCCCUGGGGUAUCGGUCCGUUGUUCAACAAGCUUUUGACGAAAGUGAACAUCAACAACCGUUCUCACCUACCUCGACGUCUGGCACGGUUGACAGGUCCAACAGUGCCUCGACCUCAGAUAUCAGUCCCAUUAUCGGCCGUAAACAAGAUUCAGCUCCAGCAGCAUUUGCAUCCCAGUCGACCUACGCAAUAAUCCCUGAGGAGUCCUCACAAACAGAAUCCCGACCGACAUCGACCGGAACGCUGACGGUUAAAGAGGCGCAAGUACAGGAGGUUGGCGAUAUCUCCCCGCCCGCUCCAAUUCGAACGGGAUAUCGUCGAGAUGUCACUCCUCCGAGUCGAGACAAUAUGCCUGCCAAAAAACCUCUUAGCGUUGAACCCUCUGUGCGUCCACAGCCACAACAUGGAUCUUUGGUUGACGAGGGCGAAGGCGAAGCAGCCGGAGGGGAAGAACCUCGUGGAAGGAUAACUAAAGACAAGCCGUUGCCUACGGUGCCGACCACCGAGGCGGCUACCUCUGAUUCGUCCAUGCCACCAACCGAACAGACAACUUCUGAAGAAUGGAAAGAGCGGCAAACGCACACGGCCAAACAUAACGAUCAGGCUGGUUUCCAAAAAAGUGACCCAUCUACACCUCAUAUUCCUUCAUCAAUCCACCGGUCAGAAAGCCCUUCAAAGGGGACUCGGCGGGACCUUGCCGGGAGACUGGAAUCUCAAUCGGGGAGAUCUAGUCCUAACAAUCCCAAUGUCCAUAUCACAUCACCGAGCAGCGGUGAAAGUCGACCAGCACCUCAGUCGAAACUGGAGAGCUUCCACCCAUCAGUCCCAGGGGGCUUGCAAUCGUUCUCGUCGACUCCAGCUGUACAGGCGCCAGACUCAAGCACGCCUUCACAACGGCAUGGGGAGGUUUUGCGGCCUCCGCAAUCUUCUAGACCCGGAAUGCUAGAUAGCACCGAGAGUGUGCCUGCUGCGAAUUCCGCCUCCAGCUCGAUUUCUCAAGGCCACGGUGUCACACGGAAAGCUUUUGCGGCCGCUGCCACAGCAGGCAGUACCCUUGCCGGGGCAUCUACUGGUCAGCGGCUCGCCCAGGAGAGGCAACAAUCUCAAGAUCCAUCGGAAGACUCAAGUGAGAAUGAAAGGGAUACUUCCAGCGCCUCUAGGAGGGAUCAUCCGAAUCCCGUUCUCACACACGCUCCACCCAUUGAGCAAAGCCAUGAGGAGAAACCUGGGAUUUCUGAUACACCUUCCGCCCCUUCUCAACCAUCCGCACAGCCAUCUUUGGGUCACCCUUCAUCUGUAUCAGCUUCUACCCCAUUGUCGAAUGCAGCUCCCAAUGAGGAUGAUAUUUCCCGGUCAACUCUUGACUAUGUACCUGCACCUUUGCGAACCAGCAAAGCGUUGGACACCUCAGUGGGUCGUACAUCGAUUCCUGGCCUUUCCAUACCCCAGGAAUCACCAGCCGACGGUGACAACGAGCGGUUGCGACUUGAGAUUGUCAAGAGUCUGACUCCGAAAUCGUCAGGAUUCACCGGUGAAACGGGCGAUCACAAUAUGCAUGCAAACUCAUCCCAAUCAACACAGAAUCGAGAUCUUGCUGAUACUGAGGUUGAUUUUAUGAGAACCACAUCUGAGAAGACCCCCAUACCUCAACCAAAAGACAGUUCCGUGCCCAAUAUUAACUCAAAUUUGGCCACUGACGAACAAGCACCGCCACCUAUUGACGAGGCCGCUUCAAAUGUCGGAAAACCUCUCCUCCAACACCGAUUUUCUUGGGAAACAGGUAGCGAACAACCUCCCCCCGCACCCACCUCCGUGUCCACACCAAAACAACAGACCUCCCCUUCUACGGGUUCCCCUGAUACUAUCAGAGCUCGGAUCCAGCCAAUGACGAGUGCCAUGGAGACCGCAGGGCAGGGCCCUGACUUGGGUCGAGGUUUGGAUCGAGAAGCCGCCAUGCCAGCGCAAUCAGCCUUACCUUCGGAGGUCUCCAAUAUUGCCGUCACGGAAUCACAUGCAACACCUCCUGUCCGACAAUCUACCAUGGAGGCGGCAUCUUUCCGUGCGAUCAUGAAUCUCAAGACUCCUCAAGAACGGCUCAUGGCCUUCGACGAGAGCAGGCGCUUAUAUGCGAUGCCCGAUGGACAACUGGAAGGUUUGUUAUUGUCCAUGAAAACUUCCGAGCACUCUGAGCUAUUUGCCAUGAAUGGGCGCAUCUCCCAGGAUACGACUGAAAAUGUGAUUCCUCACAAGCCAUCACCUAGAAGGCUUUUGACCGAGUCAACCCCAGCCCGACACAUGCAAGAGGAUGGAAAGAGGUUGAUGGCAGCGGCUGGAAGAUUUGGUGGGAAAGCAGGAAGUGCAGCGAAAGGCUUUUUUGCCAAAGGAAAGGAGAAAAUGCGUAACGCGAGCUCUGGUGAAAAGGGUUUACUUACCAAUCGACGAAAGUCGACUGGCCCGUCCACGACCGAACCCGAAAACAUCCCUUCUCAGUCCCAGCCUCGCGAUUCCACAUUCCUUGAAGGCUUACCGCCAAUUCCACUCACCACCUCUCCUAUCUCCCCUUCCGAUUGGUUUUCAAAGCCAGAUCUCCAAAGGUCUCAGGAUAGCGAUCUGCAACGGACCAUUCAACCUCAAGGUGCCGCUUCAUCGACUGUUUCGGUCGGUCAAGAAACAGACAAGUCACAAGCUAGGCACGUUGAGGAGAUUCCGACGGGCCCUGUCGGAUCUUCGGUUGCCGUAUUGCCUCUUUCUGCCCCAGCGAGCCCGACAAUCUCUGCUCUUGAGAGUGAACAUCACGACGGUGCUCGAAUUCCGAGCCGGUCUAUCAGCCAGGUGACCAGACCUACCGCAGAAUGCUCUCCCGUUGAAUCACCUCACCGGGGAAAUCUAGAGCAAAUCACAGCACGAGAAGACACAGUCUCUCAAUCUCGCCGGGCUCCUGAUGACCACGACGACCCUGCUAUGAAUGUUCUCACUGCUCCAGGCCUACUAGGAAGGCACCUUGACGGGUCAAAGUCUGAUGUUCACUCCAACGAUCGAAGUCUGAAUGUGCCACGAAACAACCGUAGAUCACUUGUGUCGGAUGUGUCAAGUGCGAGUCCUAGCCCGGGGCCGGGUGCUCCCAGCCUACAGCUCAGACGAAGCGUAUCCCCUACAGAUGAAGAGUCCAGGAGACCAGAAGCGAAUGUGCACGAACAAGCUGAUAUACAUACUCCUCCUCCCCCACCACCUGCAAUAUCAAGUCCUUCCGAUAUCAAGGCGCGAAUCUCCGAGCAACCAAACUUGGACGCUGCAGACGAAACAAUGGAGCCUCAUCGUAAAGAAAUUCUCCCGCCAGGCAUAGAUGAGCCUUAUGCGAUGCGACAAGAUGUGAAGCCUAAGGUUGAGACAGUUGAAGCAGCUGCUCCUGGCGAGACCCAGUGGCCACAGCCUGAGUAUGGGUACGAGGGACAAAGCCAAACCCAGACACGUCCGUUCUCCUUUGCCGGCUUAGAAGGUGUGGGCGAAAUUCAUCAGUCCCAGCAGCUACAGGUCUCCGAUCUCAGUAUAUUUCCGACCAGUUCGAUGAGCCCGGUGAACCAGAAGCUCAGCAACCAAAGGCUCAGUCAGGAAAUAUCACAAGUCAGUGUCGAUGAAGUUACCGGCCCGUCGAACUCGUUUGGUCAACAGCAAUCAAGUCCAUACUCUAGACCUUCAGGAGUGGAUUCAAAUGUUAGAGACCAUCCACCUUUCAGAACUCCCGAACCUGAGCAGCCGCCAAUGAAUAGAACUCAACAAUAUUCUUCGGGAAGUCCACUGCCCAGUGCAAGAAGACCUCGGGAGGAAUUGGAUCGUUUACGCCAGCUGAAAGAACAGCAGCAGCAGCACACCAGUUUGCAGCAAACGCAACCAACAGAGGAGGAGGAACGGGAGGAGGACUAUCGCAUACCAGGGCCAUAUGUUCAAGAGUAUAGAUCCCCAAAGCAAAUAUCCACCCCGAAAGUUGGACGAAGUCAAACUCAGGUGCAAGCCAGUGGACAACCAUUACCGAGCGCUCUGAGAUCCCAGCAAUAUCCUGUUCUGCCGCCUCACCUGGCUCGACCUGCACAGCAGUCUGCCAGGGCAUCGUAUCCUGUCAGAGAAUCCACUUACCAGGGCCAUCCAGAUUACCGCAGCCACAUGGGACACGUGCCCGAUCCUGAUACGCUUUAUCAAUAUGACUUGAAACCUGAAGUGGACCUUCAACCUAUGGGGCUGCCACCUUCACCCGCACCCCAACCGACGACUGCCGCGCCUGCUACAGGCGACUCCAAGGCUUCCAAGAAGAGUACGUGGGGAGGGCUUUUUGGUGGUACUUCAAAGUCGCGUUCAAAAUUGCAGAAUCAAAACCGAGCAGAGACACCUCUUGGAGAGCAGGGCGGCCAACAAAAAGAAAAACGCGCCAGCAUGUUUCGACGAAACAGCCAGCAUGACAGUAUUUCGUCACAACAAAGCGGCCAGUAUCGGGGUCAAGACCGGGUGGGCCAACUUCCACCCUCAAACAUUCCAUCUCAUUCUGCGAGACGACAAUCGAGAGAUGUUCUCAUGACCCCCACUCCAGAAUCGGCUCAGCUGCCCCCAGAUGGGAGGAAGAAGAAGAAAAGAUUCUCCGGGAUUGGUAACCGACUUUUCAAAAGUAGCAGCAUUUCCAGAGCCUCAACUACUCCGAUGCCAUCUACACAGAAUCCUUUGACCACAACAAGUCGCCAAGUCGAACUACAGCAUCCUUCCCAAAGUGUGAUGUCCCCACAGAGCUAUUCAAACCAGAAUUUGUAUGGCCAAUUCCCCAGCGGACCACGCGGUUACGUCCAUCAAGACUCAAGAGAGCCGCGGUCUACGCAGAGUGCGUAUGCUCAGUAUUCAACUCAUCAGCACGCUUCAGAUUAUCCAAGAGUGGCAUCACCAUACCAACAUCAAUCCCAGCCGGUCGACUACCCUUAUUCCUCGAUGUCAUCUCAGGCCCAACCUCCCCAAGCGCCACGGCUUUACCCAUCUAACACAUAUCCAUAUCUCAACACUGAACAACGCCGGCCGUCUGAUCUUCGCAUUGAUACAAGUGGUAGCAACGGCAAUCUUUAUGGCAUGCCUGCCACAGCCUCCGCACUGAUUUACCCUCCCCACGAUACCUCUUUCGCCUCCGGCGCCGCAGCAGGAUCCUACAAUCCUAGCCCAAGCCCCGUACCCGACAGAGGAGCCUCUUCUGCUGCAAGUGUGACCCCAGCCAGGCGCCAGCCAACACCUACACAGCAAGACCCUCGAGCACACGUGAUCGACCUACACAAACGGUCGCGAUCACCAAGACUCGGUCGAAGAAGCUCUUCUGAGGACCUCAAUGCACAACGCCAACAAGAAGGGCAAAAUCCUGCCCAAGUAUCCGCACCCGGAGCAGGUGGACCGGUGAGCAAACUCGGCACAUUCAGUUCCAAGAAAAUCAGUCCCGUAGGUGGCAUUCCCCGUGGAGAGGACGAUCAGGAACGACCAUACGCAAUUGGCAUUCCGGGGCUAGACGAGGAGGACGAUCGAAAGAAAAAACUGCGAGAGCGAAUUGAGGGCGCCAACGCCAGUGGGCGCAGCGAGACGCCCGUCAGCGUCGAGUCUAUGGGCACGGGUACCGUGGGCCCAAUGUCGGGGACUCUCCUCGGUGGAGGACUAGACCGGAACAUGAAUGUCCUUGAAGACACUCAUGACAACAGCAGCAAUGACGCAAAGAGGAAUGCCCGGGAUAAGAACUCCGGUUUCAUCGCCGAACUCCCUGGCUCCCGCGCCGAAGGGUACGAGUCCGAAGAGGAGAUUCCCAUGAGUGCCACGGCAUAUCCUGGACAGGAAUGGAUGCCUGUCUUUGUGAACGAUGGGAGAUGGGACGACUGA